CUGCUGCAUUCCCUUCUUUCAUGUCCUGAUGGUGAGAAGGCUCAGGAGAAGGGGCAUCGCUCAGACUGGCAGCGCCCGGCAUUGAACUUCUUCUGAUACAUUGUUGCACUAUGUGGAUGGACUGAUACAAUAUUUCCAGGAGUUAUUGAGAGUCGUGUGGCCCCUGGAUCUGGCCCCCAGCUGUUGCCAUCUGUCUGGACUGAAGAUGAGGACCCUCCUGACCCUCUCCCUGCUGCUCAUCUCCAAGGUGGCUGUGGGGGACACGUGUCCGAGCGGUCGGUAUACACAGGCCGGGGGGUGCUGCUCCCUCUGCCCCCCGGGUUACGGGGUGUCCGUCCCCUGUGGAGAAUCGGAUACGGUGUGCGAGCCGUGCAGAAAAAAUUCCACCUUCUCCGAUGUGUCCAGUGCCACUGCGGGGUGCCAGCCCUGCUCCAGCUGCCAGGGUGCCAUGCAGUCCGUGCACUCCACCUGCACCCCCACACAAGACACCGCCUGCCACUGUCCUGACGGCCACUACCUCAGUGACGGCGUCUGCCUCGCCUGCCAGGUGUGCUCCAAAGGCCAUGGCGCCAAGACGCCCUGCAGCCGCACCGAGAACACGGAGUGCCAGCUCUGCCCGCCGGGCUCCUACUCAGAGGUGAAGAGCAGCGUGUCCCCCUGCCUGCCCUGCCGGACCCAGUGCCUGGAGAGCGAGGUCCAGAUCGGGGACUGCACGCCGCUCCACGACUUCCUCUGUAUGAAUAAAGAUGUGCCGAUUCUGAAACGGAAGGAUGAUAACAGUUCGAUGUUUACAUCACUGGAAGACAAUAAAGAUCUAUCGCACACAGAUGGCAAUGGACACACAGAGGAGAACACGACGAUGUCCGGCUCCCCUCAGUUCAUCUCUCCAGAGGACCAUAGUAAAAACAUUAUCCCUGUCUACUGUUCCAUCUUGGCUGCGGUGGUUGUUGGGCUCAUAGGAUAUGUUGCCUUUAAGUGCUGGGUCUCUUGCAAGCAGAAGAAACUCCUGGCCAAGCAAAGGGCAGGAGAACUAGCAGCAUCCGGUGAGGGCGAGAAGCUUCAUAGCGACAGUGGAGUUUUCCUAGACACGCACAGCCUACAGGAACAGAACCAACUGAACAAAGCCAAAUUGGAGCCAAAGCUUUACAUCAACCUCCCGCCGCACAAACAAGAAGAAGUGGAGCGUCUCUUGACCGACACCAGCCGCGGGAAGGACUGGCAACGACUGGCUAGCUUGCUGGGUUAUGAAGAAGACACGAUAGAUACUUUCGGUAGAGGAGAAGAUCCAGUUCAUACUCUUCUUACUGACUGGUCAUCCAAGGACAGCUCCACGCUGGAAGUGUUGUGUGCAGCCUUGGUCAACAUGGAGCGGGCUGACGUGGUGGAGAGCCUGAACAGCACAGCUGAUGCCAGCUCUGUGGUGUAACCCCCAUCGUUCUUGUCCAGAGAGGACUGGAGAUUUGAUACCAAACAUAUUAGGUGGACAUUUUUAAACAAAUAUGGUGAAUUUUUCACACAAAAAAAAAAAAAAAAAGACUGGUGCUGACAAAUGUUAGACUGAUGUUCUGGAGGAAGCCUGGUUCAGUUGGAGUCUUCUCCUUAUGAAUAAUGGAAUGCUGCCACCUUCUUCUUCAUCUACUUACCUUCUUACGGUGCGGUCAUGUGACAGAGGACGACCUACUGGGCUGGAUCCUUGAUUCAGGACCACUAAGAAACUUUUUGGGGGGAACAUGGAUGGAUUAAACAUAACCAUCUUUGGGAGUUUUUGCAUGAUGUCUGGUUCAUGUCAUGAUGGUGCCUUCUUCGUCUAAACCUCGUCCUCCACAACCUAUGAUGUCAGAAUUGACCGUCCUCCUGUUCUGUACUCACGUUAGUGGCCACAUUCAGGGUCGUUGUGGUUUCUUUUGUUGCUUUUUAUCAUUUUUUUUAUAUUUUUGCUAUGGAGGAAAUUUAAAUUCUUGUGCAUUUUUAUUUUAUUUUACAUUAUACCUGGAAGUUAAAGCCAUAGCUCAGAAUGGACGCCGCGGGCGAUGAUUUGGUUUCUUUUCACUUCACCACAGAACAUGGAAGAGGAUGGAAUGUAAUUUUUUGUGUUAAUAUUUUAUUUUAAACAGUUUCUUGAAAUUUUUGUAAAUGAAAUCUUUUUCAUACGAUUUUGGGGCGCCUCUGAGAGGUCCUCUCCGCUGUUUCAUGUAAUAUCUCCCCGAUAUUAAAUGUUAUUUUUAUUUCAGAAA
Messenger RNA from Bufo gargarizans (Asiatic toad), 2234 nucleotides. RefSeq names its product tumor necrosis factor receptor superfamily member 16-like. Lineage: Eukaryota; Metazoa; Chordata; Amphibia; Anura; Bufonidae. Gene Ontology annotation, molecular function: coreceptor activity; nerve growth factor binding; death receptor activity. The record is from RefSeq and is a predicted model, not a curated record. The transcript is spliced from 7 exons. Gene Ontology annotation, cellular component: cell surface; plasma membrane. The coding region runs from base 206 to 1426 and encodes 406 amino acids. Gene Ontology annotation, biological process: Rho protein signal transduction.